This is a messenger RNA of Fraxinus pennsylvanica, 405 nucleotides long. Lineage: Eukaryota; Viridiplantae; Streptophyta; Magnoliopsida; Lamiales; Oleaceae. The record is from the annotation of a GenBank genome assembly.
AUGGCGCCAAAGGCAGAGAAAAAGCCGGCAGAGAAGAAGCCAGUGAUGGCGGAGAAAAAGCCACCGAAGGCGGAAAAGAAGAUUCCCAAGGAAGGCGAUGCAAAGAAGAAGAAGAAGGUGAAGAAAAGCAUCGAGACGUACAAGAUUUACAUAUUCAAGGUUUUGAAGCAGGUGCAUCCUGACAUUGGUAUUUCAAGCAAGGCUAUGGGAAUUAUGAACAGUUUCAUCAAUGAUAUUUUCGAGAAACUUGCAAUGGAGUCAUCUCGUUUGGCUCGCUACAAUAAGAAGCCGACAAUCACCUCUCGUGAGAUCCAGACUGCGGUUAGGCUGGUUUUGCCUGGUGAACUGGCGAAACAUGCUGUUUCGGAAGGCACCAAAGCGGUCACCAAAUUCACCAGUUCUUAG